Messenger RNA from Hypoxylon trugodes, 1221 nucleotides. Its product is annotated as phosphoesterase-domain-containing protein. Gene Ontology annotation, biological process: phospholipid catabolic process. The transcript is spliced from 3 exons. Bases 1 to 1221 code for a protein of 406 amino acids. Gene Ontology annotation, molecular function: hydrolase activity, acting on ester bonds. The record is from RefSeq and is a predicted model, not a curated record. Lineage: Eukaryota; Fungi; Ascomycota; Sordariomycetes; Xylariales; Hypoxylaceae.
AUGCGUUCAUUCAUUUUGCCGGCCGCGAUCUUCGCGAUCCAUGUUGCCGCCCAGGCGGAAAACACAUAUACCGCGACGGCGACUAGCGAUGUCGAGAAGGCUAGGGCUACGGCUAAGACUCUGAGCCCCGUUAGCAAUGUCAAAGGAAAGGCUUUCGACCGACUCGCCAUCAUCUGGCUCGAGAACACGGAUUACGACAUGGCAAUUGGCGAUCCGAACCUAGCGUGGUUAGCAAAGAAGGGCAUAACGCUUUCCAACUACCACGCCGUCACGCAUCCGUCGCAACCCAACUACAUUGCUUCUAUUGGUGGCGACUACUUUGGGAUGCAACAUGACGACUUCACUCAGGUCGAUAAGAACGUCUCCACCGUUAUAGAUCUUCUCGAGGAUAAAGGUAUCUCGUGGGGUCACUACCAAGAGGAUAUGCCCUACAGCGGCUUCGAGGGUCUCGCGUAUGUCAAUCAGAAGAAUGGUAAAAAUGACUACGUCCGAAAGCACAACCCUGCCAUCAGUUAUAACGCCAAUGCCGGUCUGAUUGACCGUUUAGCCGUAAUUAAGAACCUGACGACAUUCUACAAUGACCUCGAGAACGAGACACUACCACAAUGGAUGUUCAUCACGCCCAAUAUGACCAGCGAUGGCCACGACACAGAUGUGACCGUCGCCGGGACAUGGACGCGAACCUUCCUAGAACCUCUCCUCUCCGACUCGCGUUUCAUGAAGAACACCCUGGUUCUCAUCACCUUCGACGAGAACGAGACAUACACGAUCCAGAACAAGGUUCUUGCUAUUCUAAUCGGUGACGCCGUUCCCGCCGACCUAGUUGGUACCACGGACAACACGUACUACAACCACUACAGCGAAGUCGCGACGGCCGAAGCCAACUGGGAUUUGCACACGUUAGGACGUUGGGAUGUCGGCGCUAACGUGUUCAAAUUCGUAGCUGAGAAGACUGGCGAUGCCAUCAGGUCCUGGUGCGGCCGUGUUGCCCUGAAGGACAUGUAUUUUAACAGCUCAUAUGCCGGUCCGUUGAAUGAGGAUGGUGGUAACAAGCGCUACGCAGGCCCGAACCUCGCCGACGCGACUCCAUUGCACAAACGUACUGUGCUCCCUAAGAUUAAGGAAGCAUGGCAGGGAAAUGCUGCUCCAGUAUAUUAUAAGCCUGUUUUGGAAACACCCGAUGGUCAACACCCGCCUCAAGGCUACGCCCCGGUUGAAUAG